This is a messenger RNA of Thelazia callipaeda (thelaziosis nematode), 4476 nucleotides long. The record is from the annotation of a GenBank genome assembly. NCBI's taxonomy places the organism in Eukaryota, Metazoa, Nematoda, Chromadorea, Rhabditida, Thelaziidae.
CCGCUACAUUUUUCGUGUGGUCGUCCUUCACAACAUGGAUUUAAUGUUUCUAAACUUCUCUUAGACCAUUGGAAAGAAGGUCGUCUUGUUGAAGAUGCACAGAAAUUUUUGCCCAUACAGUACGCAGUACAAUGUGGUAAUGUGGAUACUGUAAAUUUAUUGCUUCAAGAGGAUGAUUAUAACCAAUUGGUGCACGUAGAUGCACAUGGAAACACGCUACUUCAUGUUGCGUGUCGUUCAAGUAACAACGAGAUUUUACAACUUUUGGCAGAUUAUGAAGAAAUUGAUGUCAAUAUUGCAAAUGAUAUGGGUUGGACAGUACUUCAUGAAGCUGCCUCAACAGGAAACUUGAAUUCUCUUAAAAUUUUAUAUAAACUUCGAGCUAAUGCAAAUGUUCUUGAUAAGGAAGAUCGGACACCACUGCAUAUUGCAGCUGCUGCUGGAUAUACACAUAUAGUCAAUUUACUUAUAGAAAAAUUUGAGGGCUCAGUACGAGCUCGUACACGAGAUGGUAGUACGUUGCUUCAUGUGGCUGCUUUAAGUGGACACGCAGAUACAGCAUUGACUUUUCUGAAACAUGGUGUCCCGUUGAAAAUGCCGAAUAAAAAAGGUGCCUUAGGUUUACAUUCUGCUGCUGCUGCCGGAUUCACAGAUGUUGUUCGAGUGCUCAUUAUUAAAGGAACGAACGUGGAUGUAAAAACUGGAGAUAACUAUACGGCGUUGCAUGUGGCAGUACAGGCAGGCAAAGCAUCGGUUGUAGAAACGUUACUCGGUUAUGGCGCUGAUGUACACGUACACGGAGGGGCAAUUGGUGAAACUGCUUUGCACAUUGCUGCGUCGUUAACUACUGAAGAUGCGAUUGAAUGUGCUAUUAUGUUGCUUAAAAGUGGUGCGCAACCCAACGUUACGAGAAGUGAUGGUGAGACUACACUGCACAUUGCGGCCCGUAAUCCGCUUUCCGGAAUGAUACGCUUGCUGCUCAACGAAAAUGCUGAUCCUAAACUUUGCUCAAAUAGUAGCGAAAGUGCUUUACACGUAGCUGCAAGAAGCUGUAAUAGUGAAGCAGUUACUCUCAUAUUGGAAUACCUUUCACAGCAAAUGUCACCUCAAGAAAUAAAAGAAUUUGUUAAUGCGCGAACUCAGGAUGGUCUAACUGCUGUACAUUAUGCUGCGCAGAUAACCCAGAAUCAGUUACAUUUUCCAGGGGAAGAUGCAAAAUUGAUCAAUACUCUUAUUGAUUACGGUGGUCAACCAGAACUUAAUCAAGAAACAGCAAUGCAUCUGGCUGCACGAUCUGGUAAUGAAGCUGCGCUAGUAGCUAUUGUUGAUAACAUUGGUGCUGGAGCAGUACAAAUUGUUCAGAAUAAGCAAUCGAAAAAUGGCUGGUCACCAUUAAUGGAAGCAUGUGCAUUGGGACAUUUUGGUGUUGCAAAAAUUCUUUUACACCACCACGCACGUGUUGAUGUAUUUGAUGAAAACGGUCGUACAGCUUUGCAUUUAGCUGCGGCAAAUGGACAUUUAGAAUUAACGCAUCUCUUACUCACAAGUAAAGCAUUUGUUAACAGUAAAUCAAAAACUGGUGAAGCACCGUUGCAUUUAGCCGCUCAGAAUGGUCGAGUGAAAGUAAUAACAAUGCUCGUGCAAGAUCACGGUGCUGCACUUGAAGCAAUUACCUUAGACAACCGUACUGCACUACAUUUUGCCGCACGAUAUGGGCAACUUGCAGUUGCGCAAAGAUUACUCGCGUUAGGUGCGAAUCCAAAUGCACGUGAUGAUAAAGGACAAACACCGUUACAUUUAGCAGCUGAAAAUGAUUAUCCAGAUGUCGUCAAAUUAUUCCUCAAAAUGCGACAAAACAAUAGAGCAGUCUUAACAGCUAUUGAUUUGAACGGUUUUACAUGUGCUCACAUUGCUGCGAUGAAGGGCUCAUUAGCUGUUGUUAAAGAGUUAAUGAUGAUUGACAAAGCAAUGGUAAUUCAGGCAAAAACAAAAACAAUGGAAGCAACAACAUUGCAUAUGGCAGCAUCUGGUGGACAUGACAAAAUUGUCAAAAUUUUACUUGAUAAUGGCGCUAAUGCUGAAGACGAAAAUGCGCAUGGCAUGACAGCGCUUCAUUUGGGGGCUAAGAAUGGCUUCGUUUCCAUUCUUAAUGUUUUUGAGCAAUCGUUGUGGAGAAAAUGUUCAAAAAAGACAGGUUUGAAUGCUCUUCACAUAGCAGCUUAUUAUGGAAAUUCAGAUUUUGUUAUGGAAAUGUUAAAACACGUACAACCAAAUUUGCGAUCUGAACCACCCAUUUAUAAUCAUUAUAUGGUGAAGGAAUUUGCAACAGAAUAUGGAUUUACACCUUUGCAUUUGGCAGCUCAAUCUGGUCAUGAUGCAUUGGUUCGAAUGCUGUUAAAUCAAGGUGUACAAGUAGAUGCAACUUCCACUACUAUGAGUGUUAUACCUCUUCAUCUAGCAGCUCAACAAGGUCACAUAGCGGUAGUGGGGAUGCUUUUAUCACGUUCAACUCAACAACAACACACAAAAGAUUGGCGUGGACGAACUCCGUUGCAUUUAGCAGCAAUGAAUGGUCACUACGAGAUGGUUUCACUACUUAUUGCACAAGGAUCAAAUAUCAAUGUUAUGGACCAGAAUGGGUGGACCGGAAUGCAUUAUGCUACAAAAGCAGGGCAUCUGGAUGUCGUGAAAUUAUUUGUGAAAAGUUCAGCUGAUGCUCAAGCAGAAACCAAAGAAGGAAAAGUACCUCUUUGUUUCGCAGCUGCACACAAUCAUGUUGACUGCUUACGUUUUCUGUUAAAACAAAAGCAUGACACGCACGCGCUGAUGGAAGAUCGAAAGUUCAUUUUCGAUCUUAUGGUUUGUGGUAAAACAAAUGAUAAUGAACCUUUGAAAGAAUUUAUUCUUCAAAGUCCAGCUCCAAUUGAUGCUGCAGUCAAAUUAUCAUCUUUAUAUCGUGAAAUGAGUGAAAAAGAAAAGGAACGAGCUAAAGAUUUGCUGAACGUUUCUCAAUUUGCGGAAGACAUGGCUGUUGAAUUGCUAGGUAUAACAGCUAGUGAAUAUAACGCAGCAUUGUUAUUAAAAGCCAAAGAUAAUCGUGGACGGCCGCUUUUAGAUGUUCUAAUUGAAAAUGAGCAGAAGGAAGUCGUUUCAUACACAUCGGUUCAGCGUUAUCUUACCGAAAUUUGGACUGGUCGUGUGGAUUGGUCAUUUGGUAAAACAGUCGCUUUCACACUGAUGGUUCUCAUUUGCCCACUAGCUUGGUUUUAUUUCUCACUCCCACUUGACACACGUAUAGGACGUGCUCCUAUCAUAAAAUUUGUUUGUCACAUCGUAUCACAUAUCUACUUUACGAUCUUACUAACAAUUGUGGUGCUCAAUUUGACACACAAAAUUUACGAAGUGCAAAGUAUUGUACCCUAUCCGGUUGAAUGGUUGCUACUUCUAUGGCUAUCCGGCAAUUUAGUUUCUGUAUUGUCUAAUGUAGGAGGUGGUUCUGGCCUUGGAAUUGUAAAAGUAUUAAUUUUGAUACUUAGCGCAAUUGCGAUAGCAGUACACGUGCUUGCUUUUAUGAUCCCAACUUUAUUUAUGGAUGAUUUGAAUAGCGAUGAAAAAAUGCACUUCGUACGAACUAUGCUCUAUCUGAAAAAUCAACUUUUCGCCUUUGCCUUGUUAUUCGCCUUUGUGGAGUUUUUAGAUUUUCUUACUGUGCAUCAUUUAUUUGGUCCAUGGGCUAUCAUUAUACGUGAUCUAAUGUAUGAUUUAACUAGGUUUUUGGUCAUAUUAUUGUUAUUUAUAGCAGGUUUCACUUUACAUGUCACAUCUAUUUUCCAGCCAGCUUAUGAACCGGCAGAUGCAAAUGAUGCGCAGUUGAUGCGACUCGGAUCUCCGGAGCAAACUCUUGAAAUGCUCUUCUUUGCACUCUUUGGUUUAGUAGAACCGGAUACAAUGCCACCAUUACACUUGGUUCCAGAUUUUGGGAAAAUUCUUUUAAAAUUGAUUUUUGGAAUCUACCUUCUUGUGACAUUAAUUGUUUUAAUAAACUUGCUAAUUGCUAUGAUGUCUGACACAUAUCAAAGAAUUCAAGCACAGUCAGAUAAAGAAUGGAAAUUUGGACGAGCAAUAUUAAUUCGUCAAAUGAAUAAACGUUCUGCUACUCCGGCUCCUAUAAACAUGUUAACGAAAUUUAUUAUUGUUCUCAAAGUAGCUUAUCGAAAUAAUUUGAAAUUGUGUACGCAAAAAGCUCAGCAAGAUUUGCGACAUGAGGAGAAUAUCGAUGCGUUUUCCAUGAGCGGUGAUGCAGGUCGUAUCAGUCCCACACCAUUAGCUGUUCGACGCGGUCAAGAUGAAGAACUGGGAAAAAGUGAUGACUGGAGUAUCGAAAAAGUAAUUGACUGGAAACGUAUUGUCGAUAUGUACUAUCAAAUGAAUGGUGAAGUGGAAAAGGAGGAAAUUAAUUUGGAAGUGCCAUCAUGA